Penicillium angulare is the source of this 1323-nucleotide messenger RNA. RefSeq lists its product as uncharacterized. The record is from RefSeq and is a predicted model, not a curated record. The transcript has 2 exons. Lineage: Eukaryota; Fungi; Ascomycota; Eurotiomycetes; Eurotiales; Aspergillaceae. Bases 1 to 1323 code for a protein of 440 amino acids.
AUGAGCGCUGAAGAAUUCCUCGCCAAUUUUGAAGGCGGUAUCGUGCCAGUGACCUGCCAUGAGGAUGUCUUGCGGAUCGCAUUCAUCUACCACGAGGAGCUAUGGGACGGCAAUGGAGUAUUCGAUGUUGUAGAGAAGCUACACACACGUGGCUUGUCCUUUGGUAAGGGCGAUUUACGCUUUAAUCGUUCCCUGGAUGUAUUCUACCUCGCACAACUAGCAGCGGCCCUCUACCGCUAUUCCUCCCAACUGGAAGAUGAAUUCCCCUCCUUCUCUAAUUUCUCUGCCUUUUACACGGCCCACCCCAACUUCCUGUACUCCUCCGUCUGGAGAUCCUACUAUUCUACACCCCUCCUGACUCAGCCCACCACGGCGCGCUUCUACCGCUUGCCCGACCUCCAGGACCUCCCCGACUCCUCCUCCCCACUAUGCCAGCCGCGCCAUAGUCCGUCAUCGAUACAUCAUAAUGUCCUGAAACUCCCCCGUUGGGCCUACACUGUCGGGUGCACGCGCGUUAAGCAUCCCUUUCUGCCAUUUGCGACUCUUACUGCAAUAGCCCUUAGCACGCUGGAGGCAACUAUGAUACGCCAGCAUACGGCCUACCCUAGCGCACUACCCUAUUCCGAAUCACAUGCGCGCUUCUGGCUUGACUAUUUUACUCCUGAUCUAUCCCCAUCUCGCGUGGCCACAGCCACUCGCCAGGUAUGGGGGUUUAAUAACUUUGGGAGAUCUGUCGCGCAGGGAAGGUAUGAUAUACAAGGGUUAGAAGCAGAGUACCUCGCACAGGUAUUGGGGCAAGAGGUUAUCGAGGGAGAUAGCCAGUCGGAGCCAGUGAUAUGGUGUGGGUUGCCGGAUGGAGGGAUUGGAGCACAAGCGCGGUUAAGGGGGUGGGAGGAGGAGGUCGGGAGUGAGGAAGAAGUACAGUUUCUAGCCGCUGUUGCGGUGGAGGAGACAGUUGAAUUAGGACUCCAAGGAAUCGAGAUGGAUGAGUUGGACUUGUCAAUCCGGUCACAUAUACUUCUAGCGGUCAUGCAGGCUGCGGUGAAGGAUGGGCAGGAGAGGGAGCGGUUCCUAGGGGUUCUAGAGAGGCGGAUGGUGCAGAAGGGGAGGAUUGGCAAGGAGAGGGCAGAGAGGUGGGCCAGUGAGGCCUUGGGGAUCAUGGAACCGUAUGUACGCGAAUGGCAGGGCGUGUGGCCUGGUGCAGAGGAGAGGGGGAAGAUGCUGCGGCAGAUUCUUGUGGAGAAUGCGCAGCUCUUUGCACGCUGGAAGGUGUCACCUGUUUCGAAGCAGUUCACUUUUGAGCUGCAGCCGAGGGAGUACUAA